AUGUCGAAUCGCAGCCCGUUUGAGGAUUACGCCAAUCGGAUCCGGGCCGCUGCGAAGGCCGGCGGCCGUGGAGGCCCUGGCUUCCCUGGCGGUUUCCCCGGCGGCUCUCCCCGCGGUAUUGGUGCCGGUCUUGCCGGUCUUCUUUUAUUCGGCGGCGGCGCACUCCUCUUCCAGAACGCCCUAUUCAACGUCGAUGGUGGUCACAGAGCGAUCAAAUACCGGAGGUUGAGUGGUGUCAGCAAAGAUAUCUACGCCGAAGGUACCCAUUUGAUGGUCCCGUGGUUCGAAACACCCAUUAUCUACGAUGUGCGAGCGAAACCGAGAAACGUUUCCUCCCUGACCGGCACGAAGGAUCUCCAAAUGGUCAACAUCACUUGCCGUGUGCUCUCGAGGCCUGAUGUGCAGUCCCUCCCCCAGAUCUACCGGACCCUCGGCCAGGAUUACGAUGAGCGUGUCCUCCCCUCGAUUGUAAACGAAGUCCUGAAGAGUGUUGUGGCCCAGUUCAACGCCAGCCAACUGAUCACCCAAAGAGAGAUGGUCGCCAGGCUCGUGCGGGAGAAUCUGUCGCGGAGAGCCGCGCGAUUCAACAUCACCCUGGAUGAUGUAUCCCUGACGCAUCUCGCCUUCUCCCCGGAAUUCACAGCAGCGGUUGAGGCCAAGCAGGUUGCCCAACAAGAGGCACAGCGCGCCGCCUUCGUCGUCGACAAGGCCCGGCAGGAGAAGCAAGCCAUGGUUGUCAAGGCACAGGGUGAGGCCCGGUCCGCCGAGCUCAUUGGUGAUGCUAUCAAGAAGAACAAGGCGUAUGUGGAGCUGAAGAAACUGGAGAAUGCUCGCACGAUUGCCGGGCUUCUGCAAGAGGCAGGCGGCAAGAACAGACUCCUACUCGACGCAGAAGGCUUGGGUCUGAAUGUUUUCGACCAGACUGAGAGGAAGUAA
Molecule: messenger RNA, 936 nt
Organism: Chaetomium globosum CBS 148.51
Lineage: Eukaryota; Fungi; Ascomycota; Sordariomycetes; Sordariales; Chaetomiaceae
Exons: 3
Coding region: 1-936 (311 amino acids)
Biological process (GO): mitochondrion organization
Cellular component (GO): membrane; mitochondrion
Source: RefSeq, a predicted model, not a curated record